UACAGCCCGUCAGCGCGGCCGCCACCGCUCGCCGCCGCCUGAUGGACGAAGAUGACGCAGGCGGAAAUGGGCUAGGGGCAGGCGGGAUGCGAGAGCACGCAGCAUGGUGGUGCAGGCGCUGCAUGAGGCAGCACUGCGCACGGGCCACAUGCGUUGCCUACUUUGCUGCCUUGGUGGUGCGCCUUUUUGCGAACCGCAGUUGAGCCUCACCCCCAACCUUCCCUCCGCCAUACUAAACGUCACGCCUCCGCUGAGGGCUCGCGCACCCAGAUUCGAGCCUUCCCACGCACAGUCUGCACGUCAAUAUACCCGCCGUCAUCCGUGUGAACCGUGCGCCGAACUCACUCACCCCGCCACUGGACGAGCCGCGGCGAGCGCACGCAGUCACCACCGCCGCCCCUCUUUGCACUCUUCUUUCCCCCAUUUCCGGCCCCCAGAGCGUGCGAUACCGCCCUCAAACCCAUGCAAGCUCCAGGACGACAAGCGCAGACGAGCCAGUAGCUUUACAUGCCCGGGCACUGGUCCGGUUGUUCAAGCCGCCUCCAAGUCACCACGUAGGGCGUUUGGCCAAAUGCCAAGGACAGGAAACAGCCCAACCUGCUACCUCCGAUUCGAUCUCCGCCCAGUCCGCGGUCUAAAUCUGGAACGGGGCUGCUGCUUAAGAAUUUGCGGUUCGAACCAUGAGCAACGUCGACAUUCACUCGAGAUAUGUCGCCGCGUUGCGCACCCAGGCGAAGACGGCUGAAGCCGCGACCACGGACGCCUGGCCCUGUCCCUACUGCAGCCACCACGGCCGCAUCUUCCAAACCGCCGACCAGCUGUUCAGCCAUGCCACUGUGGAACAUGCACCCGUUGUGCAGGCCAUGGACCCCGCCCAGGCCCGUGCCCAGGUGAGAGAGGCGGCCCUGAAGUUGGCGUGGACCAAUC
This is a messenger RNA of Trematosphaeria pertusa, 927 nucleotides long. RefSeq lists its product as uncharacterized. NCBI's taxonomy places the organism in Eukaryota, Fungi, Ascomycota, Dothideomycetes, Pleosporales, Trematosphaeriaceae. The transcript has 2 exons. The record is from RefSeq and is a predicted model, not a curated record. Bases 104 to 745 code for a protein of 213 amino acids.